UUGACCCCGCCGCCGCCGUGACGUCAGAGGUCGACCGGACGAACGGCGGGCCGGUCUGCCAUUUUGUUAAAAAAAAAAUUUCCCGCUUUUCUUUCUCCUUCCGGCGGUCCGGCCAACGUUUCGGCUCCGGUCCGACCCGUCGCCCCCCAACGCGCAGCAGCCACUCGGGUUCUUUAAUAGCGUCUACUCCCGCCGUGGCUAAUAAGGAUCACGAGUGUCUGCGAGCUGAUAAGCCACAGGAACCCUGCUGAUGCCCCCCCAAAAAGCCCCCCCCCCCACCACCACCACCACCACCAUCAGCACCGUCGACCACAUCAACUGAUAACAGCUGCAACGCUCCGGCGUGUUCUUCCGCGACGGCGGCGGCUUGACCUCGUCGCCGGGGAAGCGAGCGGGCAAAUCCGACAUACGCGCGCACACACUGGUGGCCCGUGAUUGGCUGGUGACCGAAUCGGGGUGUGCCCCGCCUCUCGCCCAAAGUCAGCUGGAAUCGACGCCAGCGCGCCCGCCGCCCUUGUGAUGGAAAAACGGGAGAAGGAAUGGAUGAACGUUCAACAACAACGUGGCUGAGAAGAUCUGCCGGAGAGCGAAAGCCGAGAGGACGGCGCAGGUCCCAGGUCGACGGAGGACCAUGUUUGUCCCCCUGCCGCUGCCCUUCGUCUUUCAGAGAACCGCGUCCGACUUCAGCGCCUGGAGACUCAAGACGUCGCCGGCUCCGCGGGCCAGCCCCGAGAUCAGGAUGUCCAAAGCAGAGGAGGAGAAGGCCGGGUCGGACUUUCCCGGCGACGGCUCAGACUCCGAGAGUAGCAGUCCCGACGGCCAGUUUCCGUCGACGGAGGGCGGCCCGUUCGGCCUCUCGCCCGCAACAGCCGGCAAGGCGGAGGAGAGUUGCGAGAUGAGCCGCAGCGACGCGCCGCCGCCGCCGUCUUCGCAGCAGCAGGCGCAACUGAUGCUGGCCGGGAGCCAGUUGGCAGGGCUGGCGGCGCUCCUGCCGGCCCAGCAGCAGCUUCUCCUCCAACAGGCGCAGGCUCAGCUCUUGGCCGCCGCCGUCCAGCACCAGCAGAACCAAACGGCUCAGCAGCAGUUGCACUUUCAGCAGAGCGCCAAGCAGGACGUGACCGUUCAAGCUCCUCCUCCUCCUCCUCCUCCGCCACCGCCUCAGCUGGCCCUCUCGCAGCCAAUCCAGCUCACGGCGCAGGACAUCCAGCAGCUGCUCCAGCUCCAGCAGCUGGUUCUCAUGCCGGGCCACCCGCUCCCGUCCCCGGCCCAGUUCCUCCUGUCGCAGCCGCCCCCCCGCGCUCAGCAACAACAGCAACAAGCUUUCUCCACCCAAAAUCUAAUCCAGCUACCUCAGCAAAGCUCGGCGGGCGCGCUGACAACGCCGUCGCCCCGCCCGGCCCCCCGUGUGCAGAGAGAGAAGAGCAGCGAGUUCAGCGGGAGCGUCGGUGCCUCGGUGGCACCCACGGGCGGCGGCGCGGCGGCCUCGGCGGUGGGCUCCUCGUCCGCCUCGGGCGGCACGACGGUGGCUUCCUUGAACUCCGCGUUGACCCCGGGGGGUCACGUCGGGCACCUGGGAGAGGAGCCCAGCGAUCUGGAGGAGCUGGAGCAGUUUGCUCGCACGUUCAAGCAGCGACGCAUCAAGCUGGGAUUCACACAGGGCGACGUGGGCGUCGCCAUGGGCAAACUGUACGGCAACGACUUCAGCCAAACGACCAUCUCGCGCUUCGAGGCCCUCAACCUGAGCUUCAAGAACAUGUGCAAGCUCAAGCCCCUGCUGGAGAAGUGGCUCGGGGACGCGGAGAGCAUGGCAGUUGACAGCAUGCUGCCCAGCCCCUCGUCCAUCUCAUCCCCGCUGCUGGGCUUGGAGGGUCUGGCGGGCCGGCGCCGGAAGAAGCGCACCAGCAUCGAGACCAACGUGCGCGUGGCGCUCGAACGCAACUUUAGCGCAAACCAGAAGCCCACCUCGGAGGAGAUCCUGCUGAUGGCCGAGCAGCUCAACAUGGAGAAGGAGGUGAUCCGAGUGUGGUUCUGCAACCGGCGGCAGAAGGAGAAGCGGAUUAACCCGAGCAGCAGCGGCACGCCGCCGCCGCCGCCCGGCCGGGUCUCGCCGGCCGUCACGCACAAAGCCCCCUCCUACGGCCCCCAUGUGAUUUCCAGUCCGGGUGUGCCCCAGGGCGGCGGCGGCGGCGGCGGCCUCAGCACAACAGCCGCCGCUCUGUCGCCGUCGCCCGUCAGCUCCGUGGCAGCGGGGUCCACGUCCUCUUCUUUAACUCCGCCCCCUCACAGCACAGCUAGCCCCGCCCCUCCGGCUCUGGGGGCUCACGGGCUCAACGCCGGGAACACGAUGAUGGGAGUAAGCACAGGAAUGAACCAAGCGUUCAUGGGCAGCAGUCCGCUGGCUACCAUGCAAGUGCUGGCAGCGAGCGGCGGUCAGCUGUCAAUCAUGGAGACGGGAGCGGGUCGCAUGAUUCUGGGCGCCGGGCCCGGCGGGGUGCCGCCCUCGCUGCGCUCCUCGCUCUUCCUCAACCGCCCGGCGCUUCUGCCCAUGGUGACGGGCUCCAUCUCCAUGGCGACAGCGUCCCCGCCCGCCGCGGGGCCGGCUGGGGGCGCCUUCCGUUCGGCUUUCGCCCGCUCUCCUCCCGCCGGCGCCCUCCGCCUCCCGGGCCCCCCCUCCUGCCCCGACGACUCCCCGUGCUCCAGCCCCGCCUCUUUCUGUUCUUUCGGCGAGGCCUCGCCGCCGCCCCUGGGGGGGGCCACGGCCGAGUGACGGCCGAUCGGGGAAGGCGGGGGACGGGAACGGAUGCUUUAAAAAUGUCGCCUUUCGGCGGAAGCCAUCGCUUGUCCUCCCGAGCCAAAAAAUGUACCCAAAGGAUGAGAGGAGGGCCGGCGAGGCGGCGGAGAAGCGACUCGAAACCAAAAAACAACAACAACAAAAACUGUGGAGCUGGGAAGUGGCAGGAAGUAGACCAAGUGCAUGACGGGAGGCGACCACGAUGACACCAAAAACCAAAAUCUACAAAUACCAAAAACUCAAAACCAAAUAGAGAAAGACAAAAAAAAAAAAAAAACGGAGAGAAAAGCUUUAGACGUUCGCAUUCCGAUCCAUCUGGGAUCGACUUUCCUCGACGCCAUUUUCACGCAUUCCCAUUUCACUCAGGGCAAAUUCAUUCCAUUUUUUCAUGUUUUUGUUUCCUCAUCGCAGUGUGACGGUCACGUGCGACCGCUCUACCUCGCCAGCCAUCAGGAGGAGCAGGCAGGCGGCCAGGCGGGCUGGCGGGCCGACUUUGACGCAGACUUCGGGGCCCUUAUCGGGGAUUCGGGGGGGGGUGGGGGACUUGUUCAUGUUGCCCGAUGAAAGCAGGACAACAGUCAGAAGUUGUGAAGCCGAGUUUAGAGCAUUUUGAGCAGGAUUUCGAGACCCACACAAUAUUGUUUGGGACAAUAUGAGCGUCGAAGCUACCCAAAGAGAGGAGAUUCCGUUCUUUCACUUUAUUUUUUUCCGCUCCACGACCGUCAUCUUUACUCGCGAUGGCGGCGCACACGCUCUACUCCCUAGCGCAGUGUGAGGUGCUUAAACUUGUCUAGUAACGUCCAACCGACGGCACGACCCGAGGUUGGCGCUUCCCUUCUCCCAAAGAUGCGCUGACUUCAAAUCUUUACGCGCCGCCAUCUACAGGGAGCUCUUGGUCAGGACGACGGGUCUACCGAAAAUGUAUUUGACGGAUAUAAACGUCAGUGGUGGUAAAAAAAAAAAAAAAAGUUUACAUUCCAGCGGACGAUUAGAAACGUUUUGGAGGUGUUCACGGACACCCACUUAAAGAUCAACUCCAGAAUGUCCACGCGGCGACAUUUGAAAUGAGGGACGCCUCGAUUGGAUGCGUUUAUCAAACGCCCGCCCGCUCGUUCGCCCGCUCGUUCGUCUAUAUGCUUGCCUUAUAUUUGCUGUGCCAACCCCCCGACCCUGCAAAACCAGCAACAAAACAUCUCCCAGUCUAUCAGGAAGUUUUUUUCAUCUUCAUCGUCUUCAUCACCAGCAGCAGGAAGCUGAAAGUUUGCUCAAACCAAAGUUUUCACGCGCCCGACGGCCAAACCUUUUCAUUGAUUGAUUUAUUUAUUUAGGAUUCAUUAUUUAUUUCGCGGCAACGGCCUCCAUACUUCAUCACCGUCUCCAUUCCCUCUCCCAGAUGACCGUCACUCUCGGAUACCAAAGUCUGGCCCGUGGCAGCCGCGGUCGCACCUGAGACCGCAUUGACUGAAGAAGAAGAAGAAGAAGAAGAGGAGGAGGAGGAGGAAGGGCUGAAGCGCUGCCCUGCCCUCCAUCCUUUCCUCCUUCCCUCCCUCCAUCAUUUUGUCUUCGCAUCAAAGGACCAAAAGAUGAGGAAGGAGGAGGUGCUUCAGGUGCUCGAGGAGGGAGGAGACGCACUGGGAGCCCAAAAGACGAGAAAAAGAAGCAAAAGUGAGGGCUGACACCCUGAAACCAAAAAAAAAAAAAAAAAGGAACAAAGAGGAUGGCAACGGGGGUGGGGGGGGCUCGUAUGCCCGUGAAGGCCUGCCAUGGUUUCCCCCCCCUCCCCCCUUUUUUUUGAAGUUUUCCUUCCUGGACUUGUUGUGACUCUCAGAGAGGGGGAAAAAAAACAAAACAAAAAGAUGAUGAAGAUGACGUACGGGAUCUGCCUCAUUACUUAUGCAGCGGGGGCGGGGCUUGGGAUGUAUUUUCAUAUCGUUUGCUGCUCAUUUCUUUCCGAGCUGAAGUCGUCGCUUGGCGCAAAAAGAAGACGACGGCGACCAAAAAAAAAAAAAAAGCCAAAUGCCAAACAAACCCAAAGUUUUUUUUCAACGUCGAAGCCAAACCGCAAGAUUGGACGUGUGUGCCAAAAUACAAUAAUUCAUAAUGACCGAUAACACGUACGAGCCGGUGGUCAUCCUCUUCAUCACUGUGACGAUUUGAUUUGUGUACAUUCUAUUAAAUGAUGUGGUUGGUAGUGCUUGUAUAUCAUUUGAUAGAUACGAUAUUAAUUGAUCAUUUCCCUCCUAUUUUCACGUCUACAUUUAUUGGCGUAAUAGUCAAACUUAGAAUAAUAAUCACAGUGUCGGUGGGAGGAAAAACUACAUUUAAGAACCAAAAAGCUUUACACGGAAAACUUGUUGUAUUUAUUGUACAAAAUGUCCCUUUGCACCCUAUUUAUUUAUGUAUUUAUUGUUGUGUUUCAAAGGCCUUAAGAUUAUUUUUCAGUACUCGUCUCCAGACAAUUUUUUUAUCAUUUUUUUUUUGCAUUCAAACAGCAUCUUCUGAGCAUUUAGUAAGAAAUUGUACAAAAGUGAGAUGAAAAUUGUUUUCCAAAUAUUUCAUUCCACCGAAGGAUUUUGUACAAAAUCGCUGCAAACUUUCAAGUCCAACGUGGGAAAUUCUUGUCCAACGAGUUGAGUCACUUUUUCGCGUUUUUCUUUACUUCACGAUUGAGUCGCAUUUGGAACAGUACUCAAAAUAAAUUAGUAGAGAAAUGUAGUAAAAAAUGUUUUGCAAAUAUGUAUGUAGUAGGAAAUGUAAAAAAAAAAAAAAAAGUGCAAACAAACAAAUAAGCAAAGUUUAAAACAAAACAAAAAAAAAAAAAAUCAUAUUUCUCCAAAAUGUCUGCAGCGGCUACGCUAAAAACAUCAUUUUUUUCCAAAUCCUAAAUUGUGAAACGAAGAAAGCGGCCCGCUGAACAUUUGGACCGGUCGGACUUUUGCUCGGCGUCCGUUUCGUGGACUUUGGUGCGUCGGAAAGUUUUCGCAUUCUCCCAAAUCAAACGUGCGCGCGUUAAUGACGAGCGUCAACUCGGGAGGUCCGCAGUCGUAGAACCUUCAGAAUGGGUUUAUAAUUUUUGGGCUUUUUGUUUCAUCUUUUAUUCUUUUCAAUCUGACUCGGUUUGCUUUGAGUAUUUUUGCAGCUUCAAUCCAAAGUUCAAUGAAGUAGACGGCGAAAAAGAAAAAAAACCCCCAAGAAAACCAAAAACCAAAACCUCAAUAGUCCAAACCAAAGAAGUCACUCACCUCCCUCCACCUUUAGUUUCUUGUGACGUAGAUUCCCGCCUUUCUAUUGAUGAUGUGACAAAGGCCACUCCGGAUCUUUGAAUGUUGUUGUUGCUUUUUGUUGAAUUUUGUAAACCCGGAUGUUGUUCUGUCUUGAGUUUCUGCAUCGCCCGGUUUGUGUGCCUGUUGUUUCCGGGAUGGGGGGGGGGGGGGCUUCCAAGCCAACGUGU
This is a messenger RNA of Syngnathoides biaculeatus (alligator pipefish), 6242 nucleotides long. RefSeq names its product POU domain, class 2, transcription factor 2-like. The transcript is spliced from 20 exons. NCBI's taxonomy places the organism in Eukaryota, Metazoa, Chordata, Actinopteri, Syngnathiformes, Syngnathidae. Gene Ontology annotation, molecular function: DNA-binding transcription factor activity, RNA polymerase II-specific; RNA polymerase II cis-regulatory region sequence-specific DNA binding. The record is from RefSeq and is a predicted model, not a curated record. Bases 632 to 2767 code for a protein of 711 amino acids. Gene Ontology annotation, biological process: regulation of transcription by RNA polymerase II.